UACAAUCAAGACACCGCAGAAAUUCAGGAGAAUGGGGUCUCAUGGCCGAAGCAGUAAGAGUAGGAAGGAAGGUUCAUCCAAGUCUCGAAGACGGAGCAGAAGAUCUGACGACUCAGAUUCCGAAGUCUACUCUCUCUCCGACGAUUCUGACACCCGCGAAUCGUCUCCGGUGAGAACUCAGCGCCGGGAGAGUGAUAGUCGCGGUAAAAGCAGCCGUCGGAGCCGCAACAGGAGCUUGUCGCGCGGGAAGGAUUCCGACGACUCUUCCGAUAGCGAGGAGAGCGAUGGCCGUGGCCGCAAGAGGAAGAAGAAGUCUUCGAGGGCAAUUACGGACGAAGAAAUUGCCGAGUAUUUGGCUAAGAAGGCGCAGAGAAAGGCAAUGAAAGUGGCGAAGCAGUUGAAAUCACAUACGGUUUCUGUUUAUUCGAAUGAUUCGAACCCUUUCGGUGAUUCCAACCUUAAUGAACAAUUCGUUUGGCGAAAGAAGAUUGAGAAGGACGUUCAUCAAGGAGUGCCCCUUGAUGAAUUUUCGCUCAAAGCCGCAAAAAAGAAACAGAGAGAAAGGAUGGCGGAUGUAGAGAAGGUGAAAAAGAGAAGAGAAGAAAGGGCACUUGAAAAAGCACAACACGAGGAAGAAAUGGCAUUGUUGGCCAGAGAACGUGCUCGGGCUGAAUUCCAGGAUUGGGAAAAGAAAGAAGAAGAGUUCCAUUUUGAUCAAAGCAAAAUCAGGUCUCAGAUUAGAUUGCGUGAAGGUCGUAUAAAGCCUAUUGAUAUUUUGUCCAAGCAUCUCAAUGGCUCAGAUGAUACUGAUAUAGAUUUACGCGAGCCAUAUUUGGUUUUCAAGGGCUUGACAGUAAAAGACAUGGAAGAGCUUCGUGAUGACAUCAAAAUGCAUCUGGAUUUGGACAGGACGACACCAACACAUAUAGAGUAUUGGGAGGCACUUCUUGUCGUUUGUGAUUGGGAGCUAACAGAAGCUAGGAAGAGAGAUGCACUCGAUCGAGCUAGAGUGCGUGGGGAGGAGCCUCCUCCUGAGCUGCUUGCAGAAGACAGGGGUCUGCAUUCUAGCAUUGAGUUAGAUGUGAGAAACCAAUUGGAAAAAAAGAGUUAUGGUGAACUGGAGGCGUUACAGUCUCAUAUCGAGUCAGAGAUGCGUUCUGGCACUGCUAAAGUGGUUGAGUAUUGGGAGGCUGUUCUAAAAAGGCUUCACGUAUACAAGGCCAAGGCUUGUUUGAAGGAAAUUCAUGCUAAAAUGUUGCGCCAACAUUUGCUACGCCUUGAGCACCCAGCAGAUGACGAAGAAAAGUUGGAGGCUGCUGAGAGUUUGAAUUCUGAAGAGGAGAAAGAAAGUGACGAUGAUAUUCAUGUGAAUUUGGAUGGUUAUCAAGCAUAUUCUCCAGAGCCCAUACCAGAAGAAACCCAUGAGACUGAAGAUGAUGCUGGAUCAUUUUCUCCAGAGUUAUUUCACGGUGAUGAAACUGAGGAAGUGAUUGAUCCUGAAGUGGACAGGGCUAUACUGGAACGGAAGCGUAUUGCUGUGAGAGAAGAUCAGCAAAGGAGGAUUCAAGAGGCCAUUGCUUCAAAACCAGCUCCACCAGAAGAGAAUUUUGAGAUGAAGGCCAUGAAAGCCAUGGGAAGUAUGGAGGAAGGUGAUGCUGUCUUCGGCACUGGUGCAGAGGUGAACCUUGAUUCACAGGUGUACUGGUGGCAUGAUAAGUACCGACCAAGAAAGCCGAAAUACUUCAACAGAGUUCAUACUGGAUAUGAAUGGAACAAAUAUAAUCAAACUCACUACGAUCAUGAUAACCCUCCUCCAAAGAUUGUACAAGGAUACAAAUUCAACAUAUUCUACCCAGACCUUGUUGACAAGACAAAGGCUCCUAACUACACUAUCGAGAAGGAUGGGAACAACAGUGAGACUUGCAUUAUUCGCUUCCAUGCUGGACCACCUUAUGAAGAUAUUGCUUUCCGGAUUGUUAACAAGGAAUGGGAAUAUUCUCACAAGAAAGGAUUUAAGUGCACAUUUGAACGUGGAAUUCUGCACGUCUACUUCAACUUCAAACGAUACCGAUACAGAAGGUGAAAGGUGGCUUUGUUAUGUCACAAUGGUGACGACUUUGAAGCCAUCCUCGGCGAAUUUUGUAGACAGGUUCUCUUUUAUGUGAUCCAAUUUUGUGAAUAAUAAUACUCUUACCUGUUAAAUUAUCUGACCAAAAUUAUUCUUUAGUUAUUUUAGUGAAGAAUACUUUCUGUUGUUGUAUACUAACAAACGGUAGCUGUUUAUUCUCAAACUUAUUCGUACCUUGUCUAUUUUUUUGUACAACAAAUGGAACCAUAUAUAGAAGACAUCUUUUAAAAUUAUGAUUAA
Humulus lupulus (European hop) is the source of this 2368-nucleotide messenger RNA. RefSeq names its product splicing factor Cactin. NCBI's taxonomy places the organism in Eukaryota, Viridiplantae, Streptophyta, Magnoliopsida, Rosales, Cannabaceae. Gene Ontology annotation, biological process: mRNA cis splicing, via spliceosome. Gene Ontology annotation, molecular function: protein binding. Bases 32 to 2083 code for a protein of 683 amino acids. The transcript is spliced from 13 exons. The record is from RefSeq and is a predicted model, not a curated record. Gene Ontology annotation, cellular component: spliceosomal complex; cytoplasm.